GGCGGGGGGGAGGGCAGCAAUCCGGGGGGAGGAAAUUGGGGGGGGGUGUCCGGGGGGCAGCAACUUAAAAGGGGGAGGGAACGGCGGCUAAGGAGACGUUCGGUGAUGGGAGCGCAAUGUAUGAGGGGAUACCGUGCCUCAGGUUUAAAAGAGCAGGAAGCUGAGUGAGAGGUUGCAGAAAAAGUGUCUUCGCUCGGCAGAGGUUACAGGUGGCAUCUUGGAAAGAGCUCUGAGGCUGUAGUCGCGAAGGGGAUCGGAGAACUGUGUGAAGGGACAGCUUAGGGACUAGCGUCCUGGGACUAGGGGGAAGUUCGCGACUUUCUGAGGACUGGCAGGAAUGUGCCUCCUGGCCCUCAAUGCUUCCCCCCUGAGGGGAGGCAUCGUGAGGGACUGUGGCAGGCUUCACUGAACGCUGAGCCGGGGAGGUCCAACUCCACGUAUGGAUCCGGGGAAUGAGAAUUCAGCCACAGAGGCUGCCGCAAUCAUAGACCUCGAUCCCGACUUCGAACCCCAGAGCCGUCCCCGCUCCUGCACCUGGCCCCUUCCCCGACCAGAGAUCGCUAACCAGCCGUCCGAGACGCCCGAGGUGGAGGCAGGUCUGGGGGAAAAGGUACACACGGAGGGGCGCUCAGAGCCGAUCCUGUUGCCCUCCCGGCUCCCAGAGCCGGCCGGGGGCCCCCAGCCCGGAAUCCUGGGGGCUGUAACAGGUCCUCGGAAGGGAGGCUCCCGCCGGAAUGCCUGGGGAAAUCAGUCAUAUGCAGAACUCAUCAGCCAGGCCAUUGAAAGCGCCCCGGAGAAGCGACUGACACUUGCCCAGAUCUACGAGUGGAUGGUCCGUACUGUACCCUACUUCAAGGACAAGGGUGACAGCAACAGCUCAGCAGGAUGGAAGCAAUUCUGAGAUUCCACAUUUUACACAUUAGGAAACUACGUACCGAAAGGUUAGGAAACUCACCUAAUAACAGCAGGGUGAGGACUUGAACUCAGGUCUAACUAUAAAUCAUAUUCUCUAAGAAGAGCCUGGCUUGCUCUAAUUGGAAUGAUGGCAAAAUCAAAUCAGGCUGAGCCUGGGGCUUCACGCCCCCCCCCCCCCCCCGCCCCUCUCUGAGGGAAGUCUCAUGCCUGAACUGGCCUCCCUGAUGAUAUGCCAAGGUUACUCCCACCCCACCAGGGGGCGGCACUCACUUAGAACAAGAAAGUUUAGAUUAGGUGGUUUGGGGAGCAAUUAGCAGUCACCCCCACCACCCUGCCCUCCGACAUGUAAGAGUUAUGGGCUUUUGGGAAACUGACCUCUCCAAUUAAGAGGCUGUGUACCACUUGCUAGUUCCAAGGCCUAAAGAAGAGGAGACAAAUGGGCCUUGUGGCUAUAAAGUAGUAGAGAAAGGAAUGGACCUUCUCAAGUAGAUCCAGAAUUAGAGGAUAAAAAGAGGAGAAAUCAUAGUGCCAGGUCAUGGUCAUUGUGGUCCUUAGUUACUAUGAGGUGAGGUUGGAUGGAUAAGUGCCACUCCUUGAAGGAACGUCAGCACAGUUGAAAUGCCAUUACCUCAGGGUCCCAGGAACACAAGGCGUUCUUUGGCUAAAGAGCCCUGGAACAAGAAGCAUCAUUCCCCAGGGAAAGGGUCUCCUUAUCUUAAGAGCACCAGUCAGAGAAACAAGUAGUUUCUGACCGUCCCAUGGCCUCAGCCUCCUAGUUGCUCCAAGCACUUCUGGGCUCCUCCUGAAUUUCUAAACUAAAGAGCUCCAUGUGGGAGGUCAAAUGCCCCCAAGGUUGAAGAGUUUAUGCACAAAUUCCUGAGAAAUAGGGGAAAGGCACUGGGAAGGAGGUAGGGAAAAGAAGGCAGGUUUCGGGAAAGGGGGGGUGGCCAGGGGAGGGCCAAACCCCUUGUGUAACUAGCCUGCCCCGCGGCAAUCAGUAAAUAUAAGCUGCGCUGGGGGCUGAAGAAGCUGCCAAUCUCAGCUCCCUGGCCACUGGAAAGCAUCGUCUCUCUAGUAGAAUGUCACCAGUAAGGGAGGAAGGGAAAACAUACAGCUUCCAAUACCCAAGACACUGAAGAGCUGGCAGAGCCUCAAGGGGAGCCUCACCAUUGUCAAACCAGGGGCAACCCACCAAUCAGGUACAAAUAUUGAUUAU
Piliocolobus tephrosceles (Ugandan red Colobus) is the source of this 2131-nucleotide messenger RNA. RefSeq names its product forkhead box protein O4-like. The transcript has 2 exons. Gene Ontology annotation, biological process: regulation of transcription by RNA polymerase II. Gene Ontology annotation, molecular function: RNA polymerase II cis-regulatory region sequence-specific DNA binding; DNA-binding transcription factor activity, RNA polymerase II-specific. The record is from RefSeq and is a predicted model, not a curated record. Bases 440 to 901 code for a protein of 153 amino acids. Gene Ontology annotation, cellular component: nucleus. Lineage: Eukaryota; Metazoa; Chordata; Mammalia; Primates; Cercopithecidae.